Molecule: messenger RNA, 1278 nt
Organism: Cyphellophora europaea CBS 101466
Lineage: Eukaryota; Fungi; Ascomycota; Eurotiomycetes; Chaetothyriales; Cyphellophoraceae
Exons: 1
Coding region: 1-1278 (425 amino acids)
Biological process (GO): proteolysis
Cellular component (GO): fungal-type vacuole
Molecular function (GO): aspartic-type endopeptidase activity
Source: RefSeq, a predicted model, not a curated record
AUGGGAUUGGCCACGCUCUUUGCGGUAAUCCUCCUUGCCACAGCAACCUUUGCUCUACAACUACCUUUAUACACGGACCGCUAUGGCGGAUUCUACUACUCUCAGGUCACCAUCGGCAACCAGACCCUGAAGCUAUUUGUCGAUACAGGCUCUCCGGAGACAUGGGUGAUUUACAACGGAACAAUAUGCCGGGAUUCCCGCAGUUUGGCCUUAAGCAGGACGCGAUGCUCGAUGCUCUUCGGAGAACCUUACGUGCCCAGUCCCACCUUUGAAUGGUACUCAGGGAGCGAUAACGAGACCUUCUUUCGCUAUGCAGACAACGACUACGUGGAAGGUACUUAUGCCUAUGACGAUAUUGUGGUCGGUGGUCUUGUUUUGGCACGUGCCCCAUUCGUCGUUGCGACCGAGACAGCUGCCCUCCCGGUCUGGCCAGCAUCGGGGCUCCUGGGAUUGGGAAUGGACCCACGCAACCGCGGAUCCGUCAACAGCUUGCGUGGCGUCAACCGGCAGAGCCAAGUCGCGGCAUCAGAUGUGUUGUUACAUCGACCAAAGAACGUGGUCGCUGCCAACAAGCAGGCUACGGUGCACAACGGCACUCUAAUAACCAGUCUCUUCAACAAUACCUCGCUAUCAGCGAGCUUCGGCCUGGCGCUGUCUCGUCCCAGCAACAUAACAUCUUUGCCUGCAGGCCUACUCACGAUCGGCGAAUCAGCAGACCUGGGCAACCGCCUCGUCAAUGCCACUGAGCCCUACGUUACAGUGCCUCUCGAACCUAUUCGAACAGCAUCUGAUCCCACGACGCCCUCGAUCGUCAACUACUCCUGCAACGUCACAGGCCUAGUCUUUGGCCGUGACAGCAACUCCUUCGAAGGAUAUCGCUUCAGCGAAGAGUACGUUACUACCGCCAUCGACAGCGGCACCACCCUGAACUACGUCAGCGACGUGCACGCAGCACUGAUCGCCUCCCGCUUCGAUCCCCCCGCCUACCAGUUUCAGGGCUUCUGGGUCGUGGAUUGCGAGGCCAAACCCCCUGACGUGGGAUUGGUCAUUGGUGGGGAGCCUUUCUACCUGCAUCCCCUGGACAUGGUGGCGGAGUUGGCGACGCGGAAUCGGAGCACGGUAUGCGUGAGCGCCUUUCAACCCGCCGCCGACUUUGGCGUCGUCUUGGGCAUGCCGUUCUUGAGGUCUACGUAUGUAGAGACGUUCCGGCCGGAGUUUGUGGGGCCCGAGGCGGGCACCAUGUGGAUUGCCGCGAGGGAGCAUUAUGCCGCUUUUUGA